AUGGACAAUAUAUUUCCAAUAAAGAGUGAAGAUGAUCUUAAAAUGUUAGAAAAAAAACUUGAAGAUGUUGACUAUUUUCAUAAACUGGUGUCCACAAUUGCAUUUACCAUUGGAGGUAUAAAGAGUUUAUCUAAAAUGACAACUUUGACAAUGAGAAUAAUGUUUUCGGAUGAAUUUAUAGCAGAUUAUAGUUGGAAGGGACAAAAAAAAAAAAGUCUUGAAGCAAGCCCAAUUCACAAAGUUAUAAUAAGUGCUAUACAACAGAAAUUUCCUACUACAAAAGCUGGUAUUAUAGAAUUCAUAAGUCCAUGGUUGGCUCAAAGUGAGACCAGAAUUAAAAGGUAA
This is a messenger RNA of Macrosiphum euphorbiae (potato aphid), 345 nucleotides long. NCBI's taxonomy places the organism in Eukaryota, Metazoa, Arthropoda, Insecta, Hemiptera, Aphididae. The record is from the annotation of a GenBank genome assembly.